UGUCGAUGCAGAGAAUACAUAUUACUACAUUUGUAAUAAAAUAUUAAUAUUCAGACAAUAAAUAUCUGUAUAUAAUGUAUAGAAUAAUGCGGUACAUGACGCCGACGGCAUACCAAAAUGUCCAAACCCUGUAGUUCAUUUCUGGAGACUUUUCUUCGGUGCAGACUCUGACUCAGACCAACACCUGUUCCUCUCUCUCUCUCUCUCUCUCUCUAUCUACCAUUCAGACUCUUAUGAUUGAGAGAGAAUGUCGGGAGGGGGCACACAAAAUAGCUUGAGAAAAGCACUUGGAUCCAUUAAGGAUACCACCACUGUCAGUUUGGCUAAAAUAAAUAGUGACUACAAGGAAUUGGACAUUGCUAUUGUUAAGGCGACAAAUCAUGUUGAGCGUCUGGCAAAAGAGAAGUACAUAAGAGCUAUUUUUGCAGCUGUGUCUGCUACAAGACCUCGAGCUGAUGUUGCUUACUGCAUACAUGCUCUUGCAAGACGAUUGGCAAAGACACAUAAUUGGGCAGUUGCCUUGAAAACUUUGAUUGUUAUUCAUCGUGCUUUGAGGGAAGUGGACCCAACAUUCCAAGAAGAACUUAUCAACUAUGGCAGGAGCAGAAGCCAUAUCCUCAACUUGGCUCACUUCAAGGAUGAUUCCAGUCCAAAUGCAUGGGAUUACUCUGCAUGGGUGCGCACUUAUGCGUUAUUUUUGGAGGAGAGGCUGGAAUGUUUUCGUGUGCUGAAAUAUGAUGUUGAGGCAGAUCGCCCUAGAACCAAAGAUCUGGACACUCCUGAGUUGCUUGAGCAGCUACCUUCUUUGCAAGACCUCCUAUUUCGCGUGCUUGGCUGCCUGCCACAAGGAGCAGCAGUUCAUAAUUUUGUGAUUCAAUUAGCACUUUCAAUGGUUGCUUUGGAAAGCAUUAAAAUUUACAAUGCUAUAAGUGAUGGUGCAGUUAAUUUAGUUGACAAGUUCUUUGAGAUGCAACGCAAUGAUGCUAUUAAGGCUCUGGAUAUAUACCGAAGGGCUGGACAGCAGGCUGAGAGACUAUCAGAGUUCUAUGAAAUAUGUAAAGGCCUCGAUGUGGGACGCGGGGAAAGGUUUAUCAAGAUUGAGCAGCCCCCUGCAUCAUUUCUACAAGCAAUGGAAGAGUAUGUGAGAGAGGCGCCUCGAGCUUCCACGGUUCGCAAGGAUUUGGCAAUUGAUGAUAAACCCAAAGUAAUCUUGGCCAUAGAGAACAAGAAAAACCCAGAGGUACAGGAGGCACGCCCACCAUCCCCACCACCUAAACCAGAACCAGGUCCAGAACCAGUUAAAGUGGAAGCUCCUGUAGCUGCGACACCUGACCUGUUGGGCCUUAAUGAUCCUAGUCCACAGGCUUCAGAGUUGGAUGAAAAGAAUGCAAUGGCUCUGGCUAUUGUACCAGUUGGCACGACUGACCAACCAACCUCUACUGGUGCAAUUCUGGAAAAUGGAACUACGGGCUGGGAAUUGGCACUUGUUUCUGCUCCUAGCUCCAAUGAGAGCGCGGCAACUGCUAGCAGACUGGCUGGAGGGCUGGACAAACUCACACUAGACAGUCUAUAUGAUGACGCAAUCAGAAGAAGCAACCAGAGCGUGAGCUACAAUCCAUGGGAACAAGGUGCAAUGGUCGGUCCCAUGAUGCCACAAACAGCACACGACCCAUUUUACGCCUCAAGCACCAUCGUUGCACCACCUUCGGUGCAGAUGGCAGCCAUGGCCCACCAGCAGCAGGCUUUCAUGUUGCAGCAGCAGCAGCAGAUGAUGAUGAUGGGCCCACAACAACAGCCUGCAAAUCCAUUUGGCAAUCAGUAUGGAGCCAAUGUCCACCCCUAUGGCUCAGGUAUGCCUGCUCAAGCCUACAACCCAUAUGCGGGCCUUCUAUAAACACUGCACAAAAGAAUCUAUUCUUUUACUGGAGGCGCAAGGAAGAAAAUCAUCGUGUUGUAGUUCAUUUUGGUUUCUGAUAUCAGGGAGGUAUUUAAGGGUAGACAGAUGUAUAUCAUAUGUUUGUAUAAGUGUAGGAGCUUGGAUGAAAUUAUUUGUUCAAUAAUUGGCGAGGAGGGCUUUCGAUUGCUGAUUAUUUACAUCGUUGAAGGUGAUAAUAAUGUUUUUGGUACUGUUGAUUUUUUUUUUAAACCUGCUUAGUUGUUCCUAAUGUCAAGCAGGAGUCUCAUUUCUUGUCAACUUUUUUUUAUGUCAAUUUUUUUUUGGUGUGAAUUAAGACGUGGUUCAAGUAAUGGAAACAGUAUGUAAUCUUUGUGACUAUUCACAGGUUAUGUAUCAAGAAACAAACCGAUUCUUUACGCUGAUUUUCAGAUCUG
This is a messenger RNA of Ilex paraguariensis (yerba mate), 2331 nucleotides long. The record is from the annotation of a GenBank genome assembly. Lineage: Eukaryota; Viridiplantae; Streptophyta; Magnoliopsida; Aquifoliales; Aquifoliaceae.